Molecule: messenger RNA, 2393 nt
Organism: Oncorhynchus tshawytscha (Chinook salmon)
Lineage: Eukaryota; Metazoa; Chordata; Actinopteri; Salmoniformes; Salmonidae
Product: serine/threonine-protein phosphatase 6 regulatory ankyrin repeat subunit A-like
Exons: 4
Coding region: 425-799 (124 amino acids)
Cellular component (GO): nucleus; cytoplasm
Molecular function (GO): protein binding
Source: RefSeq, a predicted model, not a curated record
CAUGUAGAACAUAUGUUGAUUCUUAUCAAGUUGGUGGGCAGGCAAUCUUUUCUACUCCAUAUAUUGCAUUUAUAUCUGUAAUGAUUAACCCUAAUGGUCUCAGAUCAGCAGUAGAAAGAAGUAGGCCUAAUUAUUUUAGGUUUUACAAUGCUCCUGGGAAAUGGGUAGGCCUCCACCUAUAGUCCUUCACAGUUUUACAGCUGUGAUAUAUUUAUUUAUUUACAUAGAUCACAUACAUAAAUAAAUAUGUUAGCUGUAGGCAGCGUUGAGAUAAAAUUCCCAUAUUCUAUUGCUACUAACAUAAAUCCUACUAUAUCAUGUUUUCCUCAUUUGCUCUGUAGGAGGUUCGUCAUAUGAAGGACAUUCAAGUGGAUGUGACCCCUAACCUGCAAUAGGGGCUUAGUGAGGUGACAGACAUCCUGUAAUGGAUCUCCAGCUAGUGUCUGAGGACCUGGAGAAGGCUGUGUCUACAGCUGUGGGGCAGGACAAGCAUGGGACAGACAUCCUGAACGACUCUGAUGUCAGAGCUCCCAUCAGCCCUCUACACCUCACUGCGUACCACAGUCCCCACUAUGCUAUGGAGGUCCUGGUUCAGUCUCUGCUGGAUCUAGACGUGAGGGACAGCCAGGGGCGCACCCCUCUGGACCUGGCUGCCUUAAAAAGCCAUGUGGAGUGUGUUGACGUCCUCAUCAACCAGGAAGCCUCCAUCCUGGUUAAAGACUUCACUCUGAAGAGGACCCCCAUCCACGCUGCAGCCUGGUUAUUACCAGUUUGUAAUAUGACCUGUUGUCGGUGCUGAGCGGAUACACAGACUGUGUGUACUCACUGUUCAACAAGGGAGCCAGCGUAGAAGCCAAAGACAAAUGGCACAGAACAGCUCUACACAGAAGGGUUGUGAGGAGCGUUGGCUGUACGCGCUCACACACAGAAAGAGAGGGGGAGGCACAACGCCAGCUUCCUGGUUUGGGAAGGUAAGGGGCGGAGCCAUGUCCACCUGGUGGCGGCGUCCGGACACAUCGGGGUGCUGGGGUGGCUCCUACACACCGCCCAGUCAGUGUGGACCCUCCCCGUCAUCACAGACAACCAGGGCUACACGCCACUACACUGGGCCUGCUACAACGGUAUGUACUGGACAGAGGGACGGCGAAGUGGGCCAGAGGCCACAAACAAAUACACACAUAAACAUAGCGUGUCUUAAAUCACCACAGCCAGCUUCAGGAGGGCACGAACCGAGACAGUCCGCACAGGAACCUUAAGAGUCCCUCAGACAGAGAGAGAGAAGAGGGAGGGAUAGGGGGAGGCACAACAGGCCCACACUCAUCCUCUCGUACCACCAGGUUCCCUUCCAGCAGAUACUGGACUUCAGAGGAACUGCUGCUGCUAUACCCCAUCUUUACCUUUACCCACAAAGGUCCUAAACGGUAGAAAGUGUCCGGCCAACAGACAGACGCACACCUUAUGACGGCAAUAACCUGUAGUCCAAGGGGAUAGUAGCACUUCACUGAGAGCAAAACAGACAGGGACCAAAAGAUGUGGAAGAAGCAUUUUCAAAACCAGUUUUGACUGUAGAAAUUGGGCUGAGUGUUUGUUCUGAGAAAAGACAUAAGGAGUGAUGUUUCAUUUAAGUUUCAUGAGAGUGAUUGUCAUGUUUAUCCGCACACUAAGACAGUCAGAACACACCUAGCCUCUUGUCUGUAAUCCACGUGGGAGGAGGGGAAAUCAUACAUUUUGUAUGAACAAAUAUUUUAAUAAAAUCAUUCAUGUCUUAAGCUCUGUGGGAAUAAAAAAAUGGUAGCAUUUGCUCUGAUGGGUAAUUGUAAAGAUUUAAUGCAUCCCAAAAGGAACCCUAUACUGAAUAGUACACUACUGUUGAACAGGGUCCAUAGGGUUCUGGUCAAAAGCAGUGCCAUUUAGGAUGCUGGUAUGUAAGCAACAGGACUUUUUGAUGGGACAUAUUACAUUAUUAAACCUACCUGUCCUUUGGCCUCUAGAAAGUAAAUGAUUCAUUAAUGUAUUCUUUCUUGUGAUAUUUAUGUCAUCAUUUUGUGCCUUCGUUAGUUACUGAGGGGAGGUUAGGAGAGUAGGGGCACCUGUAUGAGCGACGAGAGCUGGUUUUACAUGUAAGCAUUCACUAAUAGGAAACCAAGUCAGUUAGGAGAGAAGACUAGUAGACACCCAGCAGAGUAAUUUAAAUGCAAGUUGUCAACCGUGAUAUUAGUUAGCACUGACACCAUUAACCCCGAUUCUAGCAACAUCCUCAUAUGUACCAACCCCAAACACUCAGUUCCACAACCAUCAAGUUAAAAUGAACUAGAACCCAUUCCACAUCAUGUCAAAUCAAAAUCAAAUCAAAUGUAUUUAUAUAGCCCUUCGUACAUCAGCUGAUAUCUCAA